This is a messenger RNA of Corticium candelabrum, 840 nucleotides long. RefSeq lists its product as uncharacterized. The coding region runs from base 69 to 692 and encodes 207 amino acids. Lineage: Eukaryota; Metazoa; Porifera; Homoscleromorpha; Homosclerophorida; Plakinidae. The record is from RefSeq and is a predicted model, not a curated record. The transcript has a single exon.
UAAAUUCUUACGAGUAUCGUUUAGCGUCCUUGCUGAGGUUGGGCUUGCCCAUUCCACUUUCUGACUGGAUGACAACAUGCAACUGUGGUGCCUCCCUGGACAGCAGUGGGUACCAUCUGCUAACAUGCAAAACCGGUGGAGGGCCAGUUUGGUCGCACGAAUCGCUUGCAUCAGUCUGGUCUGAUUGCCUGCGGGAGCUGCACAUCCAUCAUCGAAGGGAACCGAGGCAUCGGUAUGCCAAUUCCAAUGACCGGCCAGACAUUGUAGCCUUCGACUCAGACUCUGGGUGCAAUGUGGAUCUGGACAUAGCUCUAGCACACCCAUGGAGCUCGGACAUCUUCCCUAGAUCUUCGGAAACAGAUGGCGCCGCUGCUGAGAGAAGAGAGGAGAGAAAAAAGUCAAAAUACGAGAAGGAUUGUCUACCAGGUGGAACUGCUGUCAGUCUCAUUCCUCUGGUUAUGGAGCAUUUUGGACGCUGGGGUGUCAUGGGAAGAAACUUCCUGCAGAAACUAGCAAAGAAAUCAUGUGACGAAAUUGGUAGACCAAACGCUGCAGAGUUCCUUGACUUUUGGCGAAAAAGAUUCUCCCUUCAGCUGCAAAAAUGCAAUGCCAAAGUCAUACUGAGGAAGAUGGCAAGCUUGUCAAGUGACACAAGUAGCGCUAAGUACUCAACCCAGUUCUUUAGCCACUAGGCUGACCUGGGUUAUCUUUUAAGUUAAGUUGUUACUGUUUUUUAGUGCUUUUUCCUGUGUACUGUAGCACCUAAAACAUUAUGUCAUUGCCUAGCACUCUUUGUAUGAUAGAUGAAUGUUUGAAAAUAUAUGUGAAAGACAGACAGAC